Messenger RNA from Torulaspora globosa, 1860 nucleotides. It is a transcript of the gene RFA1, whose product is annotated as replication factor A subunit protein RFA1. Gene Ontology annotation, cellular component: nucleus. NCBI's taxonomy places the organism in Eukaryota, Fungi, Ascomycota, Saccharomycetes, Saccharomycetales, Saccharomycetaceae. The transcript has a single exon. Gene Ontology annotation, biological process: DNA repair; DNA recombination; DNA replication. The record is from RefSeq and is a predicted model, not a curated record. Gene Ontology annotation, molecular function: DNA binding. Bases 1 to 1860 code for a protein of 619 amino acids.
AUGACUAGCGUUCGGUUGUCUAACAGAGACUUCCGUGAAAUAUUCACGAAUCAGCAGCGGUUCGACAACCCUAAUGGCGGAGUGUACCAGGUUUAUAACACCAGGAAAUCCGAGUCUACAAACAGUAAUCGGAAGAACCUUAUCAUGAUCUCUGACGGGGUUUAUCACAUGAAAGCAUUGCUGAGAAAUCAGGCUGCUUCUAAGUUUCAGUCUUUGGAGCUACAACGAGGAGAUGUGAUCCGUGUUACAGUUGCUGAGCCGGCGAUUGUGAGGGAGAGGAAGAAAUAUGUGUUGUUGGUUGACGACUUCGAGUUGGUACAAUCUGGACUUGAGCUUUUCAACGGGGCGAGUGAAUUCUUGGAUGCGUAUUUCGCUGAACAUCCUGAUGAAAGUUUAAAGGAUACCGUCACUCCCGGGGCACCAGCACCGGCGCAAGCUCCACAGCCACCUCAAGUACAGAAGGCUCCACAAUCUGAUCAAAACCAGCAGUUUGACAGACAGAAUCAGCCCAACACUCUUGGUUCUUCGUCUCAGAAAUCUAAACCUAUCUUUGCUAUUGAGCAGUUAUCUCCAUACCAGAAUAUGUGGACUAUCAAAGCCAGAGUUUCCUACAAAGGUGACAUCAAGACCUGGCAUAACCAAAAGGGAGAGGGCAAACUGUUCAAUGUCAACUUCCUGGAUACUUCAGGUGAAAUAAGAGCUACGGCGUUCAACGAAAUGGCAACUAAGUUCAACGAAAUCUUGCAAGAGGGCAGGGUCUACUAUGUGUCGAAGGCGAGAUUACAGCCUGCCAAGCCUCAAUUCACGAAUUUGACUCACCCCUACGAGUUGAGCAUGGAUCGUGACACCGUGGUGGAGGAAUGUUACGACGAAAACAAUGUUCCAAAGACUCAUUUCAACUUCACCAAAUUAAGUGCCAUACAGAACCAGGAAGCAAACUCCACCGUCGAUGUUGUAGGCAUAAUCCAGACCGUCAGCCCACAAUUCGAACUAACAUCGAAAGCAGGCAAGAAGUUCGAUCGUCGUGAUAUCGAAAUUGUCGACGACUCCGGUUACGCGAUCACCGUCGGUCUUUGGAAUCAACAAGCUGUCGACUUCAAUCUCCCUGAGGGCUCAGUUAUUGCUUUCAAAGGUAUCAGAGUUACGGAUUUUGGGGGCAAGUCUCUAUCGAUGGGGUUUACUAGUACCAUGAUCCCGAACCCAGAGGUCCCUGAGGCUUAUACUUUGAAGGGGUGGUACGAUACCAAGGGCCACACUGAGAAUUUCUCAUCCUUGAAGCAGGAACCCGGUGCAGUAUCGUCCGGAGCGCACUUGGCUAAAUUCAUCUCGCAACGUAUUACCAUAGCUGCAGCCCAGAACGAAAACCUGGGCAGGAGCGAGAAGGGUGACUUCUUCAAUGUUAAGGCAGCUGUCAGCUUCCUGAAAGUCGAUAACUUUGCUUAUCCAGCCUGUAUCAACGACAAUUGUAACAAGAAAGUGAUCGAACAGCCUGAUGGUACCUGGAGAUGCGAGAGAUGCGACACCAACAAUCAAGCUCCCGAUUGGAGAUACAUGCUCACGCUUUCCAUCCUCGACGAGACCGGUCGAAUGUGGAUAACUAUGUUCAACGACCAGGGUAAGCAGCUCCUGGGAAUUGAUGCUAAUGAGUUGGUAGCUUUGAAAAACGUCGAUGCAAAAGCGUUCACCGAUACGACUCAGAGCAUACAGAUGAAUCAGUACGAUUUCAGGAUCAGGGCAAGAGAGGACAAUUACAAUAAUCAGAGUAGAAUAAGAUACACUGUCGCCAAUCUCCAUUCGCUAAACUUCAAAGCGGAGGCCGAUUACCUGGCCGAAGAGCUAAGAGAUGCAUUUCUAAGCUAA